CUAGAAUUCGCAAGAUCCUACAAGACUCUCAAUCGUUUCUCUACGACUAACCGAGCAGCCUUAACCACGCGACGACAGGUCAUCCAUCAGGGCACCUCAAUCAGUGACACCACCCUUCUCCGCUACUAUCUGUACAUCUGGACGUCGCUUUAUUCGAUAUGAACUGAAACUGGCAUCCAGUUUCCCGAAUACUGACCUGCAGUACUCCUCAUGAUGUAUGCCACGGACGAUGAAUCGACUCCAUCCGGAUCCGGCUACACCACACCGCCCCUGUCGCCAACCAAAACCAUCAGCACAGAAGGCUGGUCGUCACCCAGGACCCCUGGAUCACCUCGCAAAAGUCGAAGCUGUUUGUUCUUUCGGCACAUUGACCAUGAGCUCGAGGAACCCUUCUUCACUCCCCCACCAUCCCCUACGAAAUCAAAGUUUGCAGCUCAACUGGGUGCGCUUUCGAUACCCGAAGUCCUGUCGCCCACGUGCGAUCCUACUUCACCAGAUUUGACGGACGACUCGCCUGUGAAGCGAAAUAUAUCGUUGUUCGAUCGACCAUCUCCUCGACGGUCACUCAACGUCGCUCGCUCGACCAAUCGCUCUUUACCUGCUUCUAUCGAUAAUUCUAACACUGCAAAGCCUCUUACCGUACCUUCGCUUGACUUUUCGAGAAGCCCUCAGGAUAGACACAUUCACAGAAAACAGAGAAGGAGCUACCGCAGCUCGUCUGACAGCUCCAUAGACGCACUCGUCGCCAAAUACGCAACUCCGCCAACGACUCCGGUUGAGAUCGGUGCCGAUAUCGAGCGUGAUACCGAUCGAUUUCCUAAUGAGUUCGACUCGCCUAUGAAGCUUGGUCGACUGUCCACUCGAUGUGCGAGCUCACCUUUGCGUCCAAGUCAGUGGGCUUCGCGCGGUGGCUUACUAUCGCCCCCACGCAAGUCUCAAACGAGUACACCGGAUCGCUUUAUCCAUUGCCGUCGCCCACCCGCAGUCACACGCGAGAGCUUUGAGCUGAACAAACCAAUCGAGCGUGAACAGAUCUCCCAACGUGGCCACCGCGCGGGCGGUGAUCCUUUUGGCCGUCGAGUGCGCAGGAGUGACCGCCUGAAUGCUGAACUUCGAGGCUUGAGAGAAGCUCAUACUGUCCUCGCCGGAAGGUCUGGCGGAGGUGUACGAAGUCCAAAUCUGAGACUAAGAAGCAGUUCUUUGGUUACCGCUGCACGCCAGAUUAGUGCGGGCGCUGUCUGGAACGUGGGUGGACCAUCCGCUGUGAGCGAUACAGUAGCGGCGGUCUCUACGGGCAAUGGAGGCAUGCUUGGAAGUGGUACUAUUGCGCCUCUUUACACAUCCAGUUUCCUCGAUCGAGCGGAUCCCGAAGCUGAACUUGAAGCGUAUGAAAGACGUCUUGCACUAGCUCUCGAUGUCGAUCAAACAGAUCGUAUUCUACAACAUUCGCCAUCACAGUCUAGUCGCCCUGGCGCGACACACAACAACACGCCGCCACACAAACCACAUAUCUGGAGGGAUAGUGCAUGGGCCCAAGAUGGUGUCAAACCACUCCUCGAUGCACCUCAAUUGCGAGACGACUACUACUGCACAUUGCUUGCGUACUCUCACACCGCCAGAUGUCUCGCAGUAGGCCUUGGGAACUUUGUGCAUCUCUGGUCUGAGCGAGAUGGUGUCAACACUCCCGAAUCAUUGAACUCUAUUCCUACUAAUGCAGCGUCAAAUUCCCAACACAUCACUUCUCUCGACUUCUCUUCCAACCAAGGUGGGCAUGCGAUCCUCGCUGUAGGGCGAGCAGACGGCCGUAUCGUACUCUGGAGCCCCUUUGAUUCAGAACCAAGGUUCGAUGCCACACAACCGAAGCCGGUGUCAUGCGUUUCGUUCAGACCUACUACCGUGCAGCGACCAUCACUGCGCGACAGGGCGAUCGCUGUAUCUACGGAGGAGUUACUCAUUAGGGAUGAGGUCGGACACAUCUACUUCUACAGUGUCGAGUGGCCAUCGGCAACCCAGUGUGCGCUAUUCGGCUGGCAUGGAGCCAUGACACUGCUCGCACGCAUGACCAUCCACACUCAGCAGAUCUGCGGACUGGCGUGGUCUGCAGCCGGCGACAUGUUCGCCAGUGGGGGCAACGACAACAACUGCUACCUCUUCGAGACCAAACGCGUACUCCAGUCGGAGACCAGCGCAACCAUCUCAGCAACCCUCAACGUCCGCGCAGGUCCAGCCGGUGAGUCCAUCUACACUGUCACCAACCGCUCAGGUCCAGUACUUCAUCUUCCCCACACAGCAGCAAAACACAAAUGGACUCUCAACGCCGCUGUCAAAGCAAUGGCCUUCUGCCCCUGGCAUCGCGGUCUUGUUGCGAUUGGCGGUGGCUCGAAUGAUCGCUGCAUUCACUUCUACCACACGCGCUCGGGCACUUGUCUCGCGACCAUCGAUUGUGCUGCGCAAGUCACAAGUCUCGUAUGGAGCCAGACAAGACGUGAGAUCGCGGCUACGUUCGGCUUUGCGCAGCCAGAGCAUCCGUAUCGCAUUGCGGUGUUUGCGUGGCCGAGUUGCGAGCAGGUCGUUGCUGUGCCGUGGUGGGACGAGAAUCGGGCGCUGUGUGCGGUCGCGUAUCCGGGUGGGCCUAUGAGUACGCCUGAUGACGAGGAGACGGAUGGAGAGAGGGCGAGGGGCGAGGAUGGACUGUGGAACCGACGAGGCGUUGAGGAGGGAUGUCUCGUUGUUGCGGCUAGUGAUAUGGCGGUUAGGUUCCAUGAGAUUUGGACGGGGGGACGGGGUGGACAUGGGAGUGGUGGGCUGUUGGGUGGGUCGACCGGGCUGCUUGGGGGGAGUGAUAUUCUUGAGGAGUUGCAUGGGGUGGAGAGGGAGGGUGCUGUUAUUCGGGUGCAGCACAUGCGUAAAGAGUGGUUCAGAUCGUGA
Messenger RNA from Macroventuria anomochaeta, 2928 nucleotides. Its product is annotated as WD40 repeat-like protein. Gene Ontology annotation, molecular function: ubiquitin ligase activator activity; protein binding; anaphase-promoting complex binding. Gene Ontology annotation, biological process: anaphase-promoting complex-dependent catabolic process; positive regulation of anaphase-promoting complex-dependent catabolic process; positive regulation of ubiquitin protein ligase activity. The record is from RefSeq and is a predicted model, not a curated record. The transcript is spliced from 3 exons. Bases 211 to 2928 code for a protein of 905 amino acids. Gene Ontology annotation, cellular component: anaphase-promoting complex. NCBI's taxonomy places the organism in Eukaryota, Fungi, Ascomycota, Dothideomycetes, Pleosporales, Didymellaceae.